Messenger RNA from Cherax quadricarinatus, 1801 nucleotides. The record is from RefSeq and is a predicted model, not a curated record. NCBI's taxonomy places the organism in Eukaryota, Metazoa, Arthropoda, Malacostraca, Decapoda, Parastacidae.
GUUGAGGUUCUCCUGUGUGUCUGAACCACUGAUGCCCGUGUGAAUGGAGAGGUUCACCUCGCUCUAAGGAACUACAGCCGUUCUAACUAUCCGGUCUCGGAUACUAGCAGGCUCCUUCUGCUGGUGCUAUUUCUACUACUACUAGCGCCUACCUGCUGGAACUUAGUCUAAUCUUAGAAGGCGUGAUGAUCAUGGAUGGGGUGCGUGGGGUGAGCGGGGGGUCCAGCCCCCAUGUGCGUGGGGUGAGCGGGGGUCCAGCCCCCAUACAUCUCCCACGAAGCGAAGCUUCGAUGUGGCCUUCCUAACAGUGCUCGUGACCACAUCCUUGACCCCGAGGUGGCCACACCUGCUGCUAAAGUGAGCCGUAUGGGCGGCCUGAAGGUCACAUCGCCGCCAACGGCCACAGCAUCACCGCCCCUGCCGCCCUCGCCGCCCAGAGAGGAGGUCACAACAGGCAGCGCCUUCACGAAGGUCACUCGAUCUCAAGGUUCUUCGCCGCCUCACUUCAGCGCGGCGUCAGCUACUCUGGAAGCUCUUAGCUCCGCUUGGCCGCCAGUUUCCGCCUCUUUUAGCGCCGUUAGCUCGCUGUUGGGUAGCGGUAAGUCCCUGGCACCCCUGCUGGCAGCCCCUGGGUUGCUAAAUCCUGGGUUGGCACCCUUCCUGCCCCACGCUACCCCAGAUCGCCUCAACAACAACCUUGUUGAAGAAUACUUGAAGUCUCACCACCAGCUUAUCGAUUCCAAACACAGCGAUAUGUCUGCCAGCGAAGCGCUAUCCCGUCUGCGGUCAACUAUGUGUCCGACAGACCCUUACAAACUGCCGUUUACGUCCCUAACGUACCCGCUAUCUGCUCCGUCUGCCGCCGACGCUGCGAAACUCAGUGCCGCGUCGCCGUUCUUGUCGCAGCCGUCCGUGUCAGCGCUAAUGCCUCCGUCGCUGACGUCCUUCGGCCAGACGACGCAGAACGUGUGCGCCAAGUGCAACAUUUCUUUCCGCAUGACGUCGGAUCUAGUGUACCACAUGCGUUCCCAGCACAAGAGAGAGGCCGAUCCCUACAAGAAGCGUCGCAACGAGCGUCUGAAAUGCAACAUUUGCAACGAGAGUUUCAGGGAGAGGCAUCACUUGACACGCCACAUGAGUGCUCACCAGGAUCGUGACGAUGAUACCCAGACCAAGUGAAGGACCCAUACCCACUAGCCCAGCCACUCAGGGCUGCCCAUACUAGUCAGCCACCGAGGCUGCCCAUUCCAGCCACCCAGGGCUGCCCAUAAUUGCUAGUCCAGCCAUCCAGGGCUGCCCAUAAUUAGUAGUCCGGCUACCCAGGGUCACUGGCCCCUAACAUACACAAAGUGGGUUAUUUCUCAUACCUUCAACCCAAACGGCUAUAUUACACUAACAGUGAUUAAGUGUGACAAGAGCUGUGACAGUGACACAAGAACAGUGAUUGUGACAGGAGUAGUGAUAGUGAUACUGUUACAGUGAUUGGCUGUAAAAUGAGCAGUGAUCAUGUGAUACAAGAACAGUGAUUAGCUAAUGUCAAACCGGUGAUUAUCUUACACAUGGACAGUAAUUAGUUGAAUCUGAUUAGCCAGCUAAUGGAGUUUCAAGACUAUCUACUACACGAGGGUCAUUAAGGCUACAUGUCACCUGUACACCACCAGUCAAGAAUACUUUAAUACCUAAAAUACUGAUUAAUGUAAACUACCAGUGUAUAUACACUGAGAUAUACACCUCUCAGUGUAUAUACACUGAGAUAUACACCUUUCAGUGUAUAUACACUGAGAUAUACACCUUUCAGUGU